Molecule: messenger RNA, 2601 nt
Organism: Camellia sinensis
Lineage: Eukaryota; Viridiplantae; Streptophyta; Magnoliopsida; Ericales; Theaceae
Source: RefSeq, a predicted model, not a curated record
AUGAGUCAGCCAUUUAUUGAUGGGGUGACAUCAUUUAUCAAAUUUGCAAUGGCAGUUGUUAACCAGGAAGGUAAAAUUCUGUGCCCAUGUUUGAACUGUGUGAACUAUUAUUCCCAAAAUCUUCGAAAUGUGCAAAUUCAUUUACUUCAAUAUGGAAUUAUGCAAACGUACACUAUUUGGCAUGAGCACGGGGAACCACGUGUAUCAAAUGAGGCUCAUCAUGAAAUGGCAAUUGAUGAAGAUGAGGUUUUAGGUGGUAUUGAUGCCUUAGUGGAAGAUCGAAUAAGAGGAGAACCCAACGAUGCAACCCAGAAUGAGGAAGUACAAACGUUUGAUAAACUAUUGAAUGAUGCCAAACAUGAGGUGUACUUAGGUUACACAAACUACACUCUGUUAAAGUUUGUCAUCGAGCUGCUUAAUAUGAAGGUAACAAACCACUGGAGCAAUAAGUUGGUUAACACACUAUUGGAGUUUUUAACAAAACUUUUACCAAAAGAUAAUUUGGUUCCAAAGUCAUUUUAUGAAGCUAAGAAAAUACUUCGUGAUUUGGGCUUGUCAUAUGAGUUAAUUGAUGCUUGUAUAAAUGAUUGUGUACUCUUUUGGAAGGAAAAUGCAAGGUUAGAUAAAUGUCCAAAAUGUAAGGCAUCCAGAUACAAGAUCAAUCGUGGCAGGGGUAAGAAGAUUCCCCAUAAGGUGUUGCGGUACUUCCCAUUAACACCAAGGUUAAAAAGAUUGUACAUGUCAAGAAAGACUGCUGAGGACAUGAGAUGGCACAAGGAGAAACGUAUAAAUGACGGAGUAUUGAGACAUGCCGUCGAUAGUGAUGAAUGGAAGGAAUUUGAUGUGCAACAUCCUCAGUUUGCCCUGGAGCCUCGAAAUGUGAGGCUAGGGUUGGCUGUUGAUGGGUUCAAUCCUUUCGGGAACAUGAGCAACUCGUAUAGUUUAUGGCCUGUAGUACUCAUUCCUUAUAACUUGCCACCUUGGUUGGUUAUGAAAGAUCUCUUUCUUAUGAUGUCACUACUUAUUCCUGGAGAAUCACAACCAGGGAUCGAUAUUGAUGUCUACAUAAGACCUCUGGUGGAUGAGUUGAAUGAGUUGUGGGAAAAUGGUGCAUUAUCUUAUGAUGCCGUAACUGGUGAGUCUUUCCAGAUGCGUGCAACUUUGAUGUGGACUAUACACGAUUGGCCCACAUUUGGUGACAUAUCUGGGUGGAGAACAAAGGAUCAUUAUUCUUGUUACACUUGCAAUGAUGAACCAUAUUUUCAAUCCUUGAAAGUGGAAAAGAUAUUAGAGCCAUUGGACAGAGUGACAGGUGUCACAUAUGGGAAGCAUCCAAGAAAUAAGAAAAGACUCUGUCAGGCACCAAAUUGGACAAAGGUAAGCAUCUUGUAUGAGUUACCAUACUGGAAGAAACGGAAGCUUCGACACAACAUUGAUGUUAUGCACGUCGAGAAGAAUUUUAGUGAAAAUACCUUUGGAACUAUGUUAGGCAUUGAUGGAAAGAACAAAGACACCGACAAAGCACGGAUGGACUUGGAAGAUAUGGGUAUAAGGAAAGAGUUGUGGUUAACACGUCGUCCUGAUGGAACUUAUGUCAAACCUAGGGCAAUCUUGUCAUUGACCCCUGAAGAGAGGGAGGGUUUCUUUGAAUUCUUGAAAUCAGUGAAGUAUCUAGAUGGCUAUGCUGCAAACAUAUCAAGAUCAGUGAAUGCGAGAAAUGCCUUCUUUGAUGUGAUGGUUCACUUGGCCGUUCACUUGCCGCGUGAGGCUAUUCUUGGAGAACCGGUGCAAUAUCGAUGGAUGUACUGGAUUGAAAAGUUUCUCGGAGCUUUAAAAAAGUUUGUUACAAAACGAGCUCGAUCAGAAGGUUCAAUCGCAGAGGCUUACAUUGUCAAAGAGUGCAUUACUUUUUGUUCAAUGUAUGUUGAUGGGAUCGAAACAGUGCAUAAUCGACCCGAACGAAAUCAAGAUCGUGGCGAACGUCACAAAGGGUUAACUGUAUUCACAGAAACUACCCGUCCUGUUGGCCUAAUCACAAGAGAUGCUGAUAUGUCACAAGAAUAUCGUGAUAUAGCUCAUUGGUUCUUGUUGAACAAUAGCCCCGAGAUAGAGAAGUAUCUAGAGUAUGAACAAUCAAAGGCCAACAUCGCGAAUAGAGAAAGGAUGUAUACAAAACAUAGGUGUGGUUUUAGGUCAAUCCCUGUUAGAGUAGAAAAACUGGAAAAUAUGAUACAUACACAGGCUAAUCACCUCUCACAGCCGGGAUCAACCCCUUUGACUGCAGAAGAGCUAUCAAUCAAAGUCCAAAAGCCAAGGUCUGGCUAUGUGAAGGGACUUGGCAUGAGACCUUCAUCCUCUAUUAGGAGAGCCACUGCCAUAUAUGCUAAAACAAAUGAUUAUGUGAAGCGCCUUGAGAUGCAAAUAGAGACACAAAAGGAACAAAUACAAAUGCAAAACAAUAAAAUAGAAGAUCUUGAAGAGGGUAAGAAGAAGCAAGGGGAGAUAAUGGCUGAUGUUGUCAACUUUUUGAGGACCAAAGAAUUCACUGGACACUUUGGAAGUGGAGGGGACUCAUCCACAAGUGAACAUACUUCUUGGUAA